AUGGGAAUAGCAGGUAAGGUUGGGGAUUAUGCUUUCAAGGCUUUCACCGCCACUCUUGGAUUCACCACCAUUUACCUCACCGCAACCUUCUCUGUCAACGUUUACAGAGGCCUCUCUUGGCACAAUGCUCAAACCAAACUUGUCGAGCAAGAGGCUGAAGAGAAGGCACCGUGA
Messenger RNA from Sphenostylis stenocarpa, 174 nucleotides. The record is from the annotation of a GenBank genome assembly. NCBI's taxonomy places the organism in Eukaryota, Viridiplantae, Streptophyta, Magnoliopsida, Fabales, Fabaceae.